UAAUGCUAGCUUCUUCUGUUAAAGAAAUUUGGUGAACGAUCCUUUCACUACUUAAAGGCUCUGCAACUAAUCUUUUCUUUUUUUCUGCUCUAUAUACUUCCAGAAUUUUAUUCAUCUGAUAAAGAACUGGAGCAAUCAAGAAACAUGCUCAUCAAAAUGUUACUCUCCCUUCUCAAUCUCCUCAGGAUCAUCAAGACACACUACUACUCGUUCAUGAUUACGUUACGUGGUGAUCAAUAUCACAAGCUUCCCGGAAUAAGUUAUUCUGAUCGUGUUGUGCUACAAGAUCACAAUAAUUUAUUCCUGGAAGUAACCCCUUCGCCUUGGUUGGUGCCGUUACCGGUUCACUGUAUAGCUGAAUCCGUGAAGAACCAGCUCCCGGGGGUGCAAAAUAGAGGAGGCAAAACGCAGGAUUCGGAUUAUGGCUCGCACACCGAUACGUGUACUGUGUGCAUGGAUAAAGUGGAAGGAGGGCAAAGGGUGAGAGAGCUUUCCAAUUGUUCACAUGUAUUUCACAAAGAGUGCCUAGAUGCUUGGAUUGAUGAGGGUCAGUUUACCUGUCCUCUUUGUCGAUCCAAUCUAUUGCCAAAGAAUUGUACUACUCCAGAACCAAAAGGUCAUGAACGGGAGUUGGAUUCAUGGAGGGCGGAGAGGAUGAUUUACUUGUUUGGUGACGAUUACCAGUUCAUGAGGUAGCUGGCUUUGUUAGGAUGUAGUAGAUAUUCAGUGGUGAAGCAAGCAUGAGGUCAUUAAUUGAUUGUCCUUGAUGCCAAUAACUCUAAAAACUCCAUGUGUAUUUGUUUGUAUUAUUGUAUUUGACCCCUAUAAUUAACAAUUAAGGCAAACUAAAUUACAACCUCA
Molecule: messenger RNA, 861 nt
Organism: Pyrus x bretschneideri (Chinese white pear)
Lineage: Eukaryota; Viridiplantae; Streptophyta; Magnoliopsida; Rosales; Rosaceae
Product: E3 ubiquitin-protein ligase RHA2A-like
Exons: 1
Coding region: 145-696 (183 amino acids)
Biological process (GO): protein ubiquitination
Molecular function (GO): ubiquitin protein ligase activity; zinc ion binding
Source: RefSeq, a predicted model, not a curated record